Messenger RNA from Enhydra lutris kenyoni (northern sea otter), 3402 nucleotides. It is a transcript of the gene ZFX, whose product is annotated as zinc finger protein, X-linked. The record is from RefSeq and is a predicted model, not a curated record. The coding region runs from base 70 to 2472 and encodes 800 amino acids. Gene Ontology annotation, biological process: regulation of transcription by RNA polymerase II. NCBI's taxonomy places the organism in Eukaryota, Metazoa, Chordata, Mammalia, Carnivora, Mustelidae. The transcript has 8 exons. Gene Ontology annotation, molecular function: RNA polymerase II transcription regulatory region sequence-specific DNA binding; metal ion binding; DNA-binding transcription factor activity, RNA polymerase II-specific. Gene Ontology annotation, cellular component: nucleus.
AAAAUUAUUUUUCAGGACAAAAUCAAGAAGAGUGAUCCAAAGAACUGUGACUGAUGAGAAUUAAAGGCCAUGGAUGAAGAUGGACUUGAAUUACAACCACAAGAGCCAAACUCAUUUUUUGAUGCAACAGGAGCUGAUGCUGCACACAUGGACGGUGAUCAAAUUGUUGUGGAAGUACAAGAAACUGUUUUUGUUUCAGAUGUUGUGGAUUCAGACAUAACUGUGCAUAACUUUGUUCCUGAUGACCCAGACUCAGUCGUGAUCCAGGAUGUUAUUGAGGAUGUUGUUAUAGAAGAUGUUCAGUGCCCCGAUAUCAUGGAAGAAGCAGAUGUGUCUGAAACGGUCAUUAUUCCUGAGCAAGUGCUGGACUCAGAUGUAACUGAAGAAGUUUCUUUAGCACAUUGCACAGUCCCAGAUGAUGUUUUAGCUUCCGACAUUACUUCAGCCUCAAUGUCUAUGCCAGAACACGUCUUGACGAGUGAAUCCAUACACGUGUCCGAUGUUGGACAUGUUGAACACGUGGUUCAUGACAGUGUAGUGGAAGCAGAAAUCGUCACCGACCCUCUGACAACGGACGUCGUUUCAGAAGAAGUACUGGUAGCAGAUUGUGCCUCUGAAGCAGUCAUAGAUGCCAAUGGGAUCCCUGUGGGCCAGCAAGAUGAUGACAAAAGCAACUGUGAGGACUACCUUAUGAUUUCCUUGGAUGAUGCUGGCAAAAUAGAACAUGAUGGUUCCUCUGGAAUGACCAUGGAUGCAGAGUCGGAAAUUGAUCCUUGUAAGGUGGAUGGCACUUGCCCUGAAGUCAUCAAGGUGUACAUUUUUAAAGCUGACCCCGGAGAGGAUGACUUAGGUGGCACCGUAGACAUUGUGGAGAGUGAGCCUGAGAAUGACCAUGGAGUUGAAUUACUUGAUCAGAAUAGCAGUAUUCGUGUGCCAAGGGAAAAGAUGGUUUAUAUGACCGUCAACGACUCUCAGCAAGAAGAUGAAGAUUUAAAUGUCGCGGAAAUUGCUGAUGAAGUGUAUAUGGAGGUGAUCGUAGGGGAGGAGGAUGCAGCGGCGGCGGCGGCAGCCGCUGCAGCGCACGAGCAACAGAUCGACGACAGUGAAAUCAAAACCUUCAUGCCAAUAGCCUGGGCAGCGGCUUACGGUAAUAAUUCUGAUGGAAUUGAAACCCGGAAUGGCACUGCAAGUGCCCUCUUGCACAUAGAUGAGUCUGCUGGGCUCGGUAGACUGGCUAAACAAAAACCAAAGAAAAGGAGAAGACCUGAUUCCAGGCAGUACCAAACAGCAAUAAUUAUUGGCCCUGAUGGACAUCCCUUGACUGUCUAUCCUUGCAUGAUUUGUGGGAAAAAAUUUAAGUCGAGAGGUUUUUUGAAAAGGCACAUGAAAAACCAUCCUGAACACCUUACCAAGAAGAAGUACCGCUGUACUGACUGUGAUUACACUACCAACAAGAAGAUAAGUUUACACAACCACCUGGAGAGCCACAAGCUGACCAGCAAGGCAGAGAAGGCCAUCGAAUGCGAUGAGUGUGGGAAGCAUUUCUCUCAUGCUGGGGCUUUGUUUACUCACAAAAUGGUGCAUAAGGAGAAAGGAGCCAACAAAAUGCACAAGUGUAAAUUCUGUGAAUAUGAGACAGCUGAACAAGGGUUGUUGAAUCGCCACCUUUUGGCGGUCCACAGCAAGAACUUUCCUCAUAUUUGUGUGGAGUGCGGGAAAGGUUUCCGUCACCCGUCAGAGCUCAAAAAGCACAUGCGCAUCCAUACCGGGGAGAAGCCCUACCAGUGCCAGUACUGCGAAUAUAGGUCCGCAGACUCUUCUAACUUGAAAACACAUGUAAAAACGAAGCAUAGUAAAGAGAUGCCGUUCAAGUGUGACAUCUGCCUUCUGACUUUCUCAGAUACCAAAGAGGUGCAGCAACAUGCUCUUAUCCACCAGGAAAGCAAAACACACCAGUGUUUGCACUGCGACCACAAGAGCUCGAACUCAAGCGAUUUGAAACGACACAUAAUUUCGGUUCACACGAAGGACUACCCCCAUAAGUGUGACAUGUGUGAUAAAGGCUUUCACAGGCCUUCCGAACUCAAGAAACACGUGGCUGCCCACAAGGGUAAAAAAAUGCACCAGUGUAGACAUUGUGACUUUAAGAUCGCAGAUCCAUUUGUCCUAAGUCGUCAUAUUCUCUCGGUUCACACGAAAGAUCUUCCGUUUAGGUGUAAGAGAUGUAGAAAGGGAUUUCGGCAACAGAAUGAGCUUAAAAAGCAUAUGAAGACACACAGUGGCAGGAAGGUGUACCAGUGUGAGUACUGUGAGUAUAGCACUACAGAUGCCUCGGGCUUUAAACGGCACGUCAUCUCCAUCCACACGAAAGACUAUCCUCACCGGUGUGAGUACUGCAAGAAAGGCUUCCGCAGACCUUCCGAAAAGAACCAGCACAUAAUGCGACAUCAUAAAGAAGUGGGCCUGCCCUAACGAUCCCACUAUGGACAUUUGUGGAGUUGUUGGCCUUGAAGCAGAAAUUUCAUUUUAGAGCCAAUUGGUCUCGUUCACAUACAAUACUGUAUAUUGAUUAUGCCGUGUACAAAUAGAAUUAUUGCUUAUAGUUGAGUUGGUUUUUCGUUUUUUGUUUUUGUUUUUGGUUUUUUUUUUUUUUUUUACAUUUUGUUUAAUAGUGUGUUCUGAAUUCUAUUCAGUUUGUUUAAUAAAUGGGGGAAAGCAGCAACAAGUAAGUUGCUUUUAAUAAAAUAAUCCCUGAUUCUAUACUGAAUUUUUCUAUCUUAGAAGUUUUAUAUUUAUUUAAAUAUUUACCUUGCUUACCUUGAUGGUACUCUUCUAAGACCAUUUAACUUAAAGUUAAGGUAACUUUAGAUUGGUAACUCUGAAAGGACUCAUGUUGACUCAGUUCCCCCCCCCCAUAAAUUUCUCACAAUAAAAUUGUCAGAGACCUCUACUAACAUAAAUGGGAGGUUUUUACAGUCAGCUCUAAUUAUCCUAACAUGGAAGUCAUUUACUCGUCUUACUAUUUUCAGACCACAUGACAAUGAAAGUUUCCAUUUGAGCUUUUGUGUCCCUGGCAUUGCUGAGGAGAGAACAGUGGCUGGGUUCGUGUUUCCUUUCCGUUUUGUUCAGCAGACAAACUAUACUUCUUUGGGGGCUUUCUUUGGUGUAUUGACAUCUUUUGUCAGCAUAGCAAACUUUUAGAAAAACUUCCUUGACAAAUUUUACUUGAUGCUGUUGUAUUUUGAUUAUUCCGUCUGUGCUGCUUUGUCUUGGAAUGGUUGUGUGCUACAAAUGAGAUUAUCGAGGACUGCAUUUUGGAAUCUCCUAGAGGUAAUUCGUGGCUCGUAGGAUCUUUUGCGACUUUAUAUAUGUAAAUGUACCCUGAAUUAUAUAUAUGCACAU